Clarias gariepinus (North African catfish) is the source of this 3097-nucleotide messenger RNA. RefSeq names its product junctional adhesion molecule 3b (gene jam3b). NCBI's taxonomy places the organism in Eukaryota, Metazoa, Chordata, Actinopteri, Siluriformes, Clariidae. The coding region runs from base 66 to 1016 and encodes 316 amino acids. Gene Ontology annotation, biological process: angiogenesis; cell adhesion. Gene Ontology annotation, molecular function: protein homodimerization activity; protein heterodimerization activity. The transcript has 9 exons. The record is from RefSeq and is a predicted model, not a curated record.
CCCCCCCCCCCUCUCUCUCUCCCUCUCUCGCUCUGUCAUCCUCCCCACCGCGCGUUACUUUGCGCAUGUACGGCUCACACACUCCACAUUACAUCCACACCAAGAUGGCGUUAACGCGGCUGGCUUGUCUUCUGCUUCUCCUCUCCAUACAAUGCUAUGUCAGCAUCUUGGCAGUGGUAUUGAAAACUGCAAAUCCUUCACCAUGGGCCAAUGAGUUUGAAUCAAUUGAAUUGUCCUGUCAAAUAGAGUCUAUCUCCAAAAAACAACCCAGAAUUGAAUGGAAAAAGAUUAAAGAUGGGGCAACAAGUUAUGUCUACUUCCAAAGCAAAAUAUCAGGUGAUUUGAAAAACAGAGCAACACUCCUAGAGCCUGCAACGAUAGUCAUCUCUAAUGCAACAAGAUUAGACACAGCAACGUACCGCUGUGAAGUCACAAUGCCUGAAGACCACCACAAGAACUUUGAUGAGAUUGUGAUAAACCUCACCAUCAGGGUAAAACCAGUGACUCCGCGGUGCUCCGUGCCUGCAUCUGUGCCGGUGGGUAAGUCAGCCGAGCUGACGUGCGUGGAGAAUGAGGGCUCCCCCGAGUCUCAUUACCAGUGGUUCCGCAAUAAAGAGGAGAUCCCAGUGGACCACAAGAGCAGCCUCAAGUUUUUGAACUCAUCCUACGUGCUGAACGGCAAAACGGGCGUGCUGCGAUUUAAUGCAGUGAGGAAAGAGGAUGCCGGGCAGUACUACUGCAGAGCCAAGAACGUGGCAGGAGUUGCCGAGUGCAACCCGCAGAUGAUGGAAGUCUAUGACCUGAACAUUGUUGGCAUUGUUUUGGGUGUGCUGGUGGUUGUGUUGGUGCUGUUGUGCAUAAUAGUGGGCAUCUACUGUGCUCACAGAAAAGGGUUCUUUGCCACUGAGAAACAGACGGGAAGCAACUACAAAGCACCAGGAAAGGCUGAUGGAGUGGAUUACAUUCGAACAGAUGAUGAGGGCGAUUUUAAACACAAAUCAUCCUUCGUCAUUUAAAAUCCAAGAGAGACGAUGAGACGAUAAAUAAUGAGGGACAACCACACACACACACACACACACACAUACACACACAUGCACCCACACACUGACAUGCUGAGGAAAAAGACUCUAAGCUGUGCCAGGUCAUGGUUUACAACACAGCACAUUUGCUACAGUACAAUUUAUAUUUGCCAAAGCGGACAAAGUCCCAUUUCCACCUAGAAGCAUUAAUCUCCAUAAGAUCACUGGAGCUUUUCCUCUUUAAACUUUAAACUUUUUUGACCCAUUUUUUCACUUUGAUUUCUUUUAACGCUUCAGCAAACAUUUUGCUUUAAAUUGCUUGUCGUUGCUAUUACUUUUGUUUUGUACCAGCUAAAUGUGUCAAAAUAUUUUUUGAUAGAAUAUAUUUUGAAAUUCUUAGAGGUUUACUUUUUUAAAAAAAUAUAUUUGUAAAUUACUAACAUGGAAGCCAGUAUAUUUUAUAGACCACUUUGUUUGAAAAAAAAAAAAGCUAAUAAUUUCUGACCAGUCUGUAGUUUUCUUUUAAUAAAUCUCUACAUUUGUGACAUCUGUUAAUACUCUCAUUUGAGUCUGAAAUCAGGGCUGGAUUUAGGGGGGGGGACAUUUGACAUCUCUGGCUUAGCUGUAUAUGGUCAAAAAAUAAAAAUAAAACAACAAACUAAUUAAAGCACCCCCAAUCAACACCAGUUAAUUCCGGCCCUGUUUGUAAUUUAAUAUCAUAUCCGAUGAAUUUUUUUCCCCAAAGGUCUUACCUACUAAGUUUACUGUUGCAGUCUAAAUGGUUUUAGUGUAGGGUUCCAUGUUAGCGUUUGUAGAUAGUCUUAGACAGUAAAAAUCCUGCUUUCUUUUUUCUUUUAAGCCAUCAGAACACACUGUAAACUGCCCUAGCUGUGCGUCCGUUCGUUUAAGUGUCCUUGUUGAUCAUGUACAUAGUAAAUAUACUGUCCAUUUUUUUUUAUAUUUUAUUUUAUUGUUCUUUUACUUACUGAGUAGUUUGAUUUUUUUAAAUAAACAGGGUUGUUUUUUUUUAUAUUUGGCACAGAUAGAAACAAAAAGCUGUGAUUGUACAUCGAUUCACUUUUUUUCCCUCUUGUUGGAAUAAAAAUAAUUAGAGAAUGUCUAGAAAGAGGCAAAUAUGACACUCUUUUCACAAAUUCAGGUCAACUAAUCAUGUGAGAGAGAAGAUCUGCCUUACAGUCGGCAUUUGAUUUCUUAAUCAGAAUAAUCUACAAUUCACAUAAAAUGUCAGAUACACUUCAUGAUCUUCAAAGUAAAAUCACAGCAAAUACAACUAUGUGUAGUACAUAAGUAUUUCUUUGUUUUGUUUUCCAUAUUUGAGUUGAUUCAUUUCUCUAAACAUUAAUCAUUCCUCUUGAGUGCCUUUUAGUGUGGUUGUAUGAUAAAGAUAAUGUUGUUUUGUGUUCUAUAUAAAUAGUGGCUUGUUAUAUACUGUGACGUAAAAUUGGAAACAUCACUGUCCAAACUAACUAACUUUCUAAAACAUUUUUAAAGCAUUUGUAUACAGUAAAUCACAGCAGGUGUUUAAGAGGAAUGAUAGGUUACUUUGAUAUACAGCACAUAUCCAACUCUGGUUUUAUGUAAAUAGAUUUUUUUUGUGCGCUAAUUUACAGUAAUGACUACCUUUUUUUGUCAAUUAAGUAGAAAUAGAGCUUGGAUAUUGUAUUAGUGCCUCAAUAUUGAGUGAUGUGGUAUUUCAAGAAAGACACUAUUAGUUUACAUAACCAUGUAUCAAACAUAACCAGUUUGAAAGCUUGUUUUACAAUAUAAAGGUGUUAAAUGGAGUGUUGAGGUAAAAACAGAACUGAAUGAGGUGAGAUUAUGUUUAGAUGGAGUGCAAAGCUUUACCAAAAAUUACCAAAAGGAAUUUACUGUAAAUUCCUGCAUUGUGGUUUUGAAGAUGUUUUAAAGAAUUGGCCAUUGAGGUUAAAUUUACAUAUUGUGCCCUUUCCAGUCCUUAAACAAAAUUUUCUUUUCGCAUUGAUUUUAGGCUGAUAUAAAUCCUGUGUGAAGUCUUGAACAGUAGCGUAUGUUUGCGAUUAAUAAAACUUACUUCUUAA